CGUUCACGUAUUGGAUUGCAUGGAUCUCGAAGUUGCUGUGAUACGAUAUUGAACUGGAUAACGGAUUGGGUUCUCGGAAUAACAGAAGCAGAGCGCGGAUGCCAAUGCAGUCCUUACAAGGGAGGAAUCCUAACUUAGCUGCAAUAUACACCACUACCACUCCCACCAUUGGCACGAGGAAAGCCCGUGUGCCUAAAAGUUACACAAUAGAGGACUCGAACGAUAUUGCCACUUUUGUUGCCUUAUCCAUCUUGUUACAAAGUUAGGCUCCGUUUCGGAGAAUAAGAGUGAAGUUUGAUGAGGUAAACUUGACAUUUUCCUGUUAUUUCACGAGUGGGAGAAAGUUAGCCGGAUGAAUGCAUACAUAUCACAGUGCUAAAUGUGGACGCAUGCACAUGUAUGUAACAAUCAUUACUGAUUUCAACGUCAUUUUAGAGGAUGUAUUUUGAGAUAUGUACAUAUUUAUAAUUUCCGAGCUUUCGUACACUGCAGAACUGCAAACUUCAUCAGGCCAAUUUAUGUAACGAUUUAUGCAACAAUUUGUUUCCGUAUUCCGUACAUUUUCAUGACCAAGAAAUGAUACAGGAAAUUGGUAAAAUUGAGUUGCAUGCAAUUUUGUGCAAAUUAUGCGGUGCAUAUUUCUCCGGUAUCCAAGAGAAGAGAAGGUCGAGUGCUGGUGUCCAAGGCGUAAGGAAAGUCAGGUUGGUCAUACCGCCCUAAAUUGCUACCCCACAUUUGUCACCCCACUUUAUUUGUAAGGAGGAUAUGCAAAUGUAUUUUGAAAUAAACUUGAUAAAGUUUAAGGAAGAAGACCCACAUUUUUACAUUUUUUUCAGAAUUUAAUGCAACAUGGGAAAAAGUUUUUUACAUACAUUUUGCAUGCCCAAUACAUUUUUUUCGGACAACACGGGAAGAAGUGAGAUUAUCAGUCUCAAAUUCACUGGUAAAAGCACUCCAAUUUUGCAUAAAUUCCGCCCAAGAGGAAGGAAGGAGGGGGAGAAAUUGGGGGAAAUUCCUGAUGUGGCGUCGUAGCGGGAUACUUUCACCAUACGUUUUUGCGCAUUUAUGCAUCUAAAUAGCUCACUUUCAAUGAAACUCUUUUUUUUCAUGAAGUGACACACUGGUGGCUGGGACAUGCGGGAGGACGUCGGUGGUGGGCGGAUUAUUAGCUUGAUUUGACACGGUGUAGGUGUGGUUAGACGGUGGAUAAAGUGAGUCAAGUCGUCAGUCCGGGAGAGCUAGCGGUCCAUACCUGUUGAACUUUGUGAAAACUGGUGCCCAGUUUCCACAAGUUUACUACAUACACAUACGAAGGAAAGUACGAACAAAACAAGGUCACAAAUUUAUUUUAAACGUGCAAACAAAUUAAAGGGAUCAUUUUUAUUAUUUUUUUAAGUUUUUAAAGUAAUUUUUCACAAUUUUCUUCUUCCUUGAGGAUUAUUAUAUAAAUAUGAAUCGCUUAAAAGUUGUGAGCGUCCUCGUCAUUCUUGCCAACAUAGUUUGUUCAAUUGGUUGCGACGAAAUAAAUAGCAAAGAGGAAGAAAGCGGAGAGGUUGAGAUUUCUGGGGAAAUUGAGACAAGCCCUGAUCAUGCUGUUCGUUCCACUCGGGUAAAGCGACUUCCGGAACAUUUGGACCCUAAUUAUCCAUUCUGGGUGAAAAUUGGAGAUUGCCCCACAACCUUGGACGGUACGAAGCAGUAUUUCUGCCCCACCCCGGCUUCAGGGGGAGGAUGGGUUUGUAUCGAUGAUUACCAGUUGUGCGACGGUGUGAAGAAUUGUCCCAACGCGGAAGACGAGUCGCACAGUUAUUGCCUCUUUUUUCGAGUGCUGAAAUCUGAGGUGGACGUGUUGACCCGAGCGAUGACGACGUUGGGCUCCACCACGCCGAAUGAGCAACCUAUAAUGGAAAUGGAUGACAGUGGUGGUGACGCUCCCUUGGUCGUCGACGGUACCGGUGGUGGUGACAGCAUUUUUGGACGUGGAGAUGAUGACACAACGGUAGGAGUCGAUCCCCUAAAUCCCGAGGUUUUCGUUAGUCGGUAUCAUCGCCAGAGUGGACGAUUCGUUCCAAUUCAGUAGUAAAAACACAGUUUUGUAAAAAAAAAAAAAAAAAAAAAAUAGAACUAUCUAGUUGAUUUUUGAAUUUUGUCAUAAAUUGGAU
Molecule: messenger RNA, 2162 nt
Organism: Folsomia candida
Lineage: Eukaryota; Metazoa; Arthropoda; Collembola; Entomobryomorpha; Isotomidae
Exons: 5
Coding region: 1451-2080 (209 amino acids)
Biological process (GO): positive regulation of MAPK cascade
Cellular component (GO): terminal bouton
Molecular function (GO): transmembrane receptor protein tyrosine kinase activator activity; protein binding
Source: RefSeq, a predicted model, not a curated record